This is a messenger RNA of Porites lobata, 7287 nucleotides long. The record is from the annotation of a GenBank genome assembly. NCBI's taxonomy places the organism in Eukaryota, Metazoa, Cnidaria, Anthozoa, Scleractinia, Poritidae.
CCUGUGGCUUUUAUUCAAACUUGGCAAACUUUUGAUGAAAUAUCAAGGGAACGCAAAAACUUCGAGACGAGACUGUUGUUUUUGAAUGGUAAUUAUUUGUUUUUUAUAUUAUUAAAGCGAUACACAGGGCUUCCACUGGUGGCGUGAUAAUGAUAAUUUCGCAUCCUUGUCAUCGACCGACAGAAUACUGACAUUUGCGUCGAUCGUGAAGUCUGGAGGGCAGACCAGUUGCACAGAUAAACAAAGUUAGAACUUGUAAAAGACAGGAGCAAUCCGAUAUUCGAGUGACAAUAGCUGUACAAUGGUUCUCUGGUUGGGACUGUUUCUUCCGAUUGUUGGGCUUGUCGCUUUUGCAGUGUUUUUCCUGUGGGCAGUUUGCAUGGUUCUGUAUUUUGUUCGUCCACAGAUAUUCUUCUACUUAAUUCACAGGUAUUGUUUUGAAUAUUAUAAUUAUUGAACGCAAUUGAUUUAAUAGAGCUGUUUAAAACUUUAAAGGUUUCGUGAAAGUCGGAACUAAUGCUUGCGAAAGCAAUUUUAACUCACGACCGACAAUUACCCAGAAUUACCUGUUAGAUCUUCCCAUACAAUCUGAUACUUUCAGGAAUUAAGAGAAAUUUUGGUGCAGAUAUUGGCACAAAGCAAGUAAUGCUGGGGUUAUAGCUCAAUAUCCAUGUAUCUUUCCUCGUAGGUCUUAGUUGGUUUCAUUUCCGCGAUUAUUUUCAGGGUUUACAUUUCAUUUGUCUCGUGAUACCAUUAUCUCGAAUGAGCUAAUUUAUUCAAAGCACUCUGUGGAAUAUCUCAACAAACUAUGUCAAAUAAUGACUGCCGUAUUUAUACCGAGCAAGAUUCGGCAGUUAUCCUAAUCAACUCGAUUAGGUGGCCUCCAGCUGGCUUGUCUCUACCAACCAACGUGCAAGAACAUGAACUUACUACCCAGCCCUGUGUUCUAGCUGGCAAAGAUCCAUUCCUGCAUGUGCAUGAAAAUUUGUUGAUGUUUUUAAUUUUUAAUUUUACAGAGGUCUCAUCCUCAAAGCUGGUUUUUCUUUGAAGUAUGUUUCUGUGGGAGAUUUCAGAUUUAGCUACAUAGAAAGAGGAGACGGUAAAAAAGCAGAACAUGUAAUCUUAAUGGUUCAUGGUUUUACUGGGGACAAAGGUGUCUGGUGUCUCAUGGGAUCUGCCUUGCCAAAGUCGUACCAUUUGGUUGCUGUAGAUCUACCUGGGCAUGGUUAUACUACACGCAAACAUCAUGAUGAUCAUUCUAUCCCUGCUCAAGUUGCAAAACUUCAUCAGGUAUGUGAGUAAUAAAGUUUGUGCCCCAAUCCCCCACUCCCAACACAAAAAUAAUAAAUGUGUCCCUCAUUUCUUUCAAGAGGUGAAAUUUGUGGAUUGGCUGUGGCCCGGGGGAUACUUGGGUUAAUGUUUGCGAGGUAUGUGCUGCUGGCCUCCCAGAGCCCCUACCCCAUUAUAGUCUAUUUUUUGGCCAAUUAUAGACCCCAUCUUAGUCACUUUUUGGAAAAUGUAAUUUUCACGAUCCCAGCUUAGUCACUUUCUAUUUAUGCAUCUACCUUAUCAAUGUGGUUUCAAGUGGCAGAAUGUGAUGCAGUCAAUGCGAGCUUAUUGUUAAAUUUAAUAAACAACAACUUUCUGAUUUUUUAACGAAGAAUUUUCCCAUUUUGAAUCCCUACUUACCCCCAAAAUACGAAAAAUUUGCGACCCCAUUCUAGUAAAUCUAUUGAACGUGCGACCCCAUUAUAGUCACUCCAGUGGUGAAAAAAUGCGACCCCAUCCAGCCUCACAUCCCUAUUAGCCCUUGUAAGGGAGUACCCCCCGGGGGCUGUCACUGUAGUGCCUUAACAGGGGCCUUUUGUUUGAAAGAGUCUCUUUAUAAUUUGCUAUUAGAAACUGUCGGUGCCAUUAAUUUGUUGCUUUAGUUUUAUUGUUACCUAGUUCUUAGCCUUGCACAGUUUCAUUAGUAAUGUGUAUUGGAGACUGUUAAAUGAGAAGAGCAUAGGGAUUUGCAGUAGUAGAAAGUAAGAAAAUGCCUGCCAUGUAUUUUAUUGUCUUCAAGGAAGUACUUGAUCUUUUUGAGAAUCCUGUUGUUGUAGUCACAGAUCAAAAAGAGCCAUUUUAAAAAUAUUUUUCUAAAAAUAAACCAGUGAACAGCACUUCUGCAAACUUCUUGAGUUGUAAAAUUGUUUUAUUGUAGUCCUACACAUUUUGUGUUCAGUUUUAAUACUGGGGGCCCCAAACAUUCCUAAUAUGUCACACCUUGCAAAUAUAUUUCUCUGUCUGUUUCCUAGAUGUAUACUGCCAGGUUUGCAGUUCCUGUACGCAUAUCUGUAGGUGUUUUGUGUUCAAUGUAAAAUUCAGUUUGUUUUUAGGUAUAUAUCCAGGUACUCUUAGUUGCAUUGUAAAACUCCCACGGCUGAUAAAGUGGGCGUUAGACACAUGUAAUGCGUAGGAGACAAUAAAACAAUUUUACAACUCGAGAAGUUAAGUGCUGCUCACUGCAUGGUUUAUCCUUUUAAAAAUAUUUUUAAAAUAUUCUGUCAUUGUAAUCACAGAUCAAAAAGAGUCAUUUUGGAGUGCAAUAUUAACAAAUUGUUUAGUGCUUAGAAUAAACGGGACUUUAGUUGAUCAGAUCUGCAUGUGGACACCUUUAAAGUUCCUUUGUUAUGGACAAUAUUCUUUAUCUUAAUUACCAUAUUUAUUUAGGUGCCCUGGUUGCUUAUUAAAUUUUUAGGCCUUGAGAGUCAGGCUGCUAAUAUUCAAGGUGUGCACUGAUUCAAGUCUGUGCGCUAAUAUUUCAUUUCCUUUAUUUCCAGCAAGUGGUAUGCAAGUUAAUUUUCCAACAAAACAUUGAAAGUUUGUUUUUAAUAAAGAAUAAGAACUUGGUCUUCUGAGAAGUCUAUAAUUUUAGUAGAUUGUACCUAGUCAAUUCCUAUUUCAUUGUCAGUAAGUUUAAUAAGCAAACUCUUUAAUGGUGUUGCCUGGUAGAUGUCUCACAGUCUUUGUUUUGUGGGGAGGGUGGGUGGGGGGUGGGUGGCGGUGGGUGCCUAUUUGAAGCUCCUCCCAACAGGAUGGGCACUUAUACAAGGGGGGCACUAAUUUGAGGUUGGAUCCUUAAUCAAAUAAUACGGUAUUCCAGUCUAGUUGAACCUUCAUAAUUUUUAUUAUACAGUUAUAUUAUACAACCACAACCAAGUGAAGUGUGUCAAGUUUACAGUCAGAGGUCUAGACUACACCACCAGCGUAGGGGGAUACUUCCUUUUGAUGGCCUAUACAGGGAGGCUCAACCUGAAAGGGGUAGUUUCGCCAGGUUUCAGGUAUAUGAAAGGGUAGGGAUUACUCUAGCUGAAGUAUGUGAAAGGGCAGUAAAGUCUGUCGUUGUGAUCUGUGAAAGGGCCCACAGAGGCUGACAGAUGUAUUUCAUGGCUGUGAAAAAGACAAGAAAACUUCCUGGAUUAGCAAUUUAUUCAAAUUUAAAAUGCAGCAGUUAAAACGUUGCAGAGUUAUAAACUAGGUUUGUGAAAGGGGUACCAUUUCUGUGAAAAAUAUUGAGGGGUUGAGCCUAGGGGCACAGCCUCCCUGUAUAAAACUUUGUUGACUGCCCCCGCCCCUCUGGGACCACCUAGGGAAACAUACCCUAUUUUAUAUGGAAAUUCUUACGAUCACAAUGUGUUAUGGAUGCUGUUUCUGCUUUAUUCAAACUAUAUUGCAUUUUUUUUCAGUUUGUGUUAGCUGUUGGACUAGACAAGAGAAAGUUUCACCUGGUCGGUCUCUCGAUGGGCGGUUUUGUCGCUGGCGUGUUUGCCACAAAAUAUCCCUCCCUGCUGUCAUCACUAGUACUGAUGUGUCCUGCUGGUAUAAAUGCACCAAGGAUCAGUGAUUUCCUCAUGGAAAUUGCCAGCGGUGGAAAGAACUAUUUGCUUCCAAAAAAUCCAGAGGACUUUCGUUUUAUGAUGAAAAAAGUGUCACAUCGUAAUGUUUUCAUGCCCUUCUUUGUUGUCAAGAUCAUUUGUGAGACAAGAAAACAAGCACAUGAUUUUUAUGAAAAAGGUGAAAAAAUUAUACUACUAUUCAAAUGGUAAUUGACAGUUUUUUUGCAUCAGGUAGAAAGUUUUUUUUCUGUGGUGAGAGGUAGCCUGGCGCUUGGCAGUCUCCUUUGUGUCGUCAAGCAAUUGGGGGAGCAUUGCGUGACGAUAGGAAGAUCUGCUACCAGGAGAGACCGGAGACUACCUGGAAAGGGAAAAAUCUAGCUUUUAACGAAACCUCGCGCGCCGUUUGCAGUAGGCUGAGAAAAGAUCUGACAUUUCGCGAGGCCUCCACUGGUUUCCCACGAAAUGACGUCUGAGAAACGAGAGCAGAAAUUCCAUACUGAUGACGUGUCAUUACCCUGACCUGGGUAGUGCUUCUCAUUGGUUCAAGCAAAGUUUCAACCAAUCAGAAGCACUAUCUAGAUCAAGGUAGUGACAAGCCUGGGAAAACAGCCGACAUUUCUCAACGCCUCCACUGGUUUCCCACGAAAUGACGCCUGAGAAACGAGAGCAGAAAUUCCAUACUGAUGACGUGUCAUUACCCUGACCUGGGUAGUGCUUCUCAUUGGUUCAAGCAAAGUGGUUUUCCCACGAAAUGACGUCUGAGGAACGAACGCAGAAAUUCCGUAUUGAUGACGUGGGACUACCCAGAUCUGGGUAGCACUUUUGAUCAGGAGCCCAUAACCCGGAGCGUCUAACUUCCAUACUGCGCCUAUGCAACGGCGUUUUCACCAGUAGGUUUAUUUUUAGAUAAGCUUUUCCCGCGAAUUGCUUUCGAAAAGCCAAUCACUAGCAAUUGCGUCAUCAAUGAUAAACUUUUAAUACGUAACUAUAGGACAACUCCUUCACAUUGAAAAAAACAUAGCGGACACACGUGAGGAAUCUUCAGAGGAGUCUUCUGACAGUACUUCAAACGACAAUUUCAGUAUUUACACGGAAACUAGCAGUUCAGAAGAAGAUUUGCAAAACCUAGCCAGGACGUCUACUUCAUCGACGACAACGCAUAAUUCACGCAAAGGGAAUUAAAUCGAAAUCAUCUUCGAAAUAGCCGACUGUGAAAAGGUCCAAGCGAGCUACUAACAGUCUAAACGACGAUCAAAUGCAGGAAUUGACCUCGUGGAACAGUUAUUUUUCGCGGGAAAAGCUUAUCUAAAUAUAAAUUCACUUGUAGAAACGCCGUUGCACGAAUUUAUGGCAGUUGAACGCUCCGGGUUAUGGGCUCCUGUUUUGAUUUGUUGUACCGCGAGGAGAAUUUGCUUCAUCCAAUCACAAUUACUACUCAAAUCUAGGUAGUAACAUGCCAUUAGUAAGGAAUUCCUGUAUUCAUUCCUCAGAGUCAUUUUUGCCACUUAGGGGCGCCUCUUGGAGCCUCAUUUAAAUUUGUGUCAGCCCUUAAGCGAUUUUUCGCCAGAUUCGCCAUUUUUACCAUUGCUGGCAGGUUUUCGCCAUUUUCGUCAAAAUCGCCACUCGCUAAGGGGCCCCUUUUUGCCAUCUAAUUUAAAUAUUCGCAAAAAUCGUGGGAAAUUUUCGCCAGAUUCUCCAUUUUUGUCACUGAAUGGCGAUUUUUUCGUCAACUUCGCCAUUUUUACAAGGGGCAUCUCCCGAAGCCUUAUUUUAAUUUUUCGUCUACCCUUUGGCGAUUUUUUGCCAGAUUUGCCUUUUUUUAAAAAUCGCCACUCUCCAAGGAGCCCCCUUUGCCAUCUAAUUUGAAUAUUCGCCAAAACUGUAGCAGAUUUUUACCAGAGUUUCUAUUUUCGCCAUUUUCGUCAACUUCGCCUUUGCGCCCAUUUCUGCGCACAAGUGAAGCCGUGUCAAGAGGAAAACUGUUAAAGUAAAAUAAUAAUGCUUUAUAAAAAAGAAAUAUGUUUUGAGCAUACGUUUUUGCCAGCAAGGAUUCAGAUUUCGUUGUUUUGGAAAGCAGACCGAUAGCUUAAGACUUUGAGUAGAUUAUGAAAAUGAAAACAGAGCUCUAGGCUGGUUCAAAGUUCUCGGGCACCUUCAAGCAAACAGACCUACGAAGUUAAUUUCUUGGUCCCCAAUUGAAUAACACGACUUUCCAUCUCUGCUUUUUUACAGUUUUAGCUGAAAUUGCUCAUCCUGAUCAGAGAUGGCUUCUUCACGAUGUUCUGGAAGACAUAAGCGUUCCUACGCUUACGUUGUGGGGAGAUAGCGACAAGGUCAGAAAACUAAGUAACUGAAAACCCAUUUACACGAACAAAAAUAUCGGCAUAGCGCGACACAUGUUUGGUACCGUGCAUGCAAUUUUUGGGCAGACAUUCUAGGGACAUGCAGUAUCAUGGGCUGGGUGGGUUACAGUAAGCAAGCUCAUAAAUGGACUCGGAAAUAGCAGCUGCUAGUGACGCCCUUGUAUGCUGACGUUCGAGCGUACUGUUGACACUCUAACAUUAAUUUAAGAGGACAUGUCUGUUUUCCUUUGAUGUCAUUCACAACGUUUGAUACCUCAACUUGUGAAUCCCCACAUUUUUGUCGUAUGUUUCAUCUUUUUAGAUCUUAGAUGUUUCUGCAGCAGAUAUCAUUGCUGAGAAAGUAAAGAACGUCAAAGUCCAGAUUCUUGAGAGAUGUGGUCAUGCUAUUACUUUUGAAAGACCGUUCAAAUCUGCAAAGCUGAUUUUGCAGUUCAUCCGUUCCUUACCAAGAAGUACAUGAACAGGAGGCCAACAUUUUUACACUUGUGGAAAAGGAUUGUUUGCUAAUAUACCGAAUCCUGGAACUUAAUGACUCUUUCUUAUUUGUGAUACCUAGGAAGGGGCGAAGUUGACUGGCCAUGCACAUAAUCGCGAUUUACGGCUCUUUACGGAUUCAUGAUGAGGGCUGUUGUUAAUUUAUAUCUAGCAAAAUAACUCGCCUGGUAGAGGCCAUUUGCCUCUAGAAAGAAUUAAGAUAUAUGUACAGGCAACAAGAAAUUUGUGCAAAAACUUGGAAAAGACUUAUUACACAGCAACUUGAAGGUAUCUGUUCUAAAAUAGUUUGAGCAAGUGGGUAGAAAGUUCUUAGAGAUAGAAAGUUAUAGGGUCGACAAGGAAACCACUUGCAGAGUAGAUCAGCUUUUGAUGAAUAUUAUCUUGGUUUUAUAGAAAAUAGUUUACAUAAUUAAAGAAUUGGCAAUUUUAAAAUCUUUUAGUCACAGGAAACGUUUAAAAUUGUUAUAGGACUAGAAUCAUGUGAUAAAUUGAUAAGCAUGCAAUGCUUUAUACAGAAUAUUAUUUUAAUAUCAUUAAAAAAGACAGCU